AAAGAACCUUUUCUCCCUUCUCAAGUAUGUCUAAAGGAAAUGUAAGAAUACAUGUUCUGGAGAAGAACAGAACUUUUAUUGAAAGAGCUAAACCAAGCCAGAAUUUGUUAUCCAGACAUUUCAACAAAGUUUACCCCUUUGGGCUCUCAAAAAGCAGUUCACCUCUUUCUCUUUCAUCCUUAUCAUUAUCAUUGUCGCAGACUUCGAAUGACUCUUCUACUACAGAUUCUAUUUCUCAGCUUGAACGUAAGAUCCUUUUGUCUCUUCGGCGGAUCACACCACCACCAGAAAGAAAAGAAGUCGCUGUGGCUAACAACAUUCAACCACGUAGUCAGGAUUCUAAUGCUGAGGGCCUCAAGAGGUGCAACUGGAUUACAAAGAACAGUGAUAAAGUUUAUGUGCUCUUUCAUGAUGAACGCUGGGGGGUUCCAGUUUAUGAUGACAAUCAAUUGUUCGAACUGCUUGCAAUGUCUGGAAUGCUAAUGGAUCACAAUUGGACAGAAAUUCUAAAGAGAAAGGAACAGUUCAGAGAGGCUUUUGCUGGAUUUGAUCAUAAUGGUGUUGCCAAAAUGGGGGAGAAAGAGAUUGCUCAGAUAGCAUCCAACAAAGCUCUCAUGGUAACAGAGAGCAGAGUGAGGUGCAUUGUAAAUAAUGCCAAAUGUGUAGCAACGAUUGUGAAGGAAUUUGGAUCUUUCAGCAGCUAUUUGUGGGGUUAUUUGAAUCACAGGCCUGUGAUCAACAGAUACAAAUACCCAAAAAAUGUGCCUCUAAGGACUCCUAAGUCAGAGGCCAUUAGCAGGGAUCUAGUGAAGCGUGGAUUUCGGUUCGUCGGGCCAGUGAUCAUCCACUCAUUCAUGCAAGCCGCAGGCAUGACAAUUGAUCAUCUUGUAGAUUGCUUUAGGUAUGGUGAAUGUGUGGAUCUUGCAGAAGCCCCUUGGAAUGUGUUCUAAUGCUCCUAUGAAGUAAUGGCCCUCCAUAAGUCACCUUUCAUACAAAUUUUGCAUAAUAUGAGAAAUGACCAACAUAUUGGAUUGUUCAAUCCUCCGCUCUCUAAUGUUUUUUCCUCCUCUGCUUUUGUUUUGCCAUUUUUUUUCUCUUGGGUCUUGUUCUGGUUUUUGUUUUUUUCUUCUUUUGUGCAGUCUAGCUUCUCAUAGCAUGGUGCUGUAAAGGCUGGGAUUCUUGUCAUUAUAUAAUACGAUCACCUUCAUUAUGUAA
Molecule: messenger RNA, 1215 nt
Organism: Malania oleifera
Lineage: Eukaryota; Viridiplantae; Streptophyta; Magnoliopsida; Santalales; Ximeniaceae
Exons: 5
Coding region: 27-950 (307 amino acids)
Biological process (GO): base-excision repair
Molecular function (GO): DNA-3-methyladenine glycosylase activity
Source: RefSeq, a predicted model, not a curated record